This is a messenger RNA of Thunnus maccoyii (southern bluefin tuna), 4565 nucleotides long. It is a transcript of the gene klf11a, whose product is annotated as Kruppel-like factor 11a. Bases 595 to 1995 code for a protein of 466 amino acids. Gene Ontology annotation, molecular function: DNA-binding transcription factor activity, RNA polymerase II-specific; RNA polymerase II cis-regulatory region sequence-specific DNA binding. The record is from RefSeq and is a predicted model, not a curated record. NCBI's taxonomy places the organism in Eukaryota, Metazoa, Chordata, Actinopteri, Scombriformes, Scombridae. The transcript has 7 exons. Gene Ontology annotation, biological process: regulation of transcription by RNA polymerase II.
AAAGACUUAAAUAAAAUAAAAAAAUACUAUGAAUUUUAAUGGUAAAUCUGUCACCUUCAACUUAUUAAACGUUGGUAACCGUUAGUCCCUCCACCAUAGCAACAGUAACUAAGGGCAGCGUAGGGUUCUGUCAAAUAUUAUCUGGUUUCAGCGUUUUCAAUGUAACAGUUUGCUGCUCUCCUCUGUUUUAUAGCAUCAUAAACUGAAUUUCUUCAGAUUUAGGGCAGCUUGUUGAAUAAAUCAGAAGACUUUUGUCACAUGGCGGGCUCUGUGGAAGAAAACCCGCUCCCUCCGUAAAUAUAAAGGGCUCGUUCUGAGGCUGAACGAAGCAGAUCAGAGAUGCAAUGACACAAAGCGUCCAGCAGGAGGGAGCAGAGUCCAUCUUAUCAGAUUCAUACAGGGAGAAAAGCUUCAUUCACACUGAGGAAGACUGAGACUGAGCACUGCAGUGGUGCUACAACCAACAGGUCGGAGAGAAACUGCUGAUUCAGUCUGAGAGGGGAAGUGGUCAUUCUUCAGAGCAGGUCACAGAGUCAGGUCAGCAGACAACAAAAGACUGAGGUCGACUGUACGGACGGAUGGCCGGUGGCGAUCAUGGAGCAGAAGCCGAGCAUCGAGUAUCACGACCUAGAGGCCGCCGAGGCACUCGUCAGUAUGAGCUUCUGGGGUCAAAGGUCGCACAAGCCCCGCCCACUGACCCCCACCUCCGACUCCUGUGACUCCAUCCAGCUCCACCCGGAGGGCGGAGACACCAAGGACCUGAUCGCUCUGUCCUCGCUGUGUAUGACUCCACCUCACAGUCCGAGCUUCGCCGAGGCCUCCACCACCGCUGUCCUCACCACCACCUGCGCUCUUAGCCCCGCCUCCAGACCACUCUUACCCCGCCCUGGUCUCGCCGUCGGCCCCGCCCUCCUCAGUGACUCCCACACCGGCCUCCCCCGACCCUCCUGCUCCGUCACGUCAGAGACCUCAGCACUUCCACCUCACACAGAGUCGUCCUCUGUGGCGCCGCCCGGCAGAGCGAUGGCCACCAGCGUCAUCCGCCACACGGCCGACAGCCUCACCAUUCCUACUCCGCCUCCCCCCGCCGCCCAGUCGACAGAAACCUCCACGCCGCCACAGCCGGGAAUUCCAGAGACACUUCCAGAGAGCGGGCAGCAGAAGGACGGACCACACUCGUGUCCUCACAGCCUCACAUCCUCUCCGCCAUCCUCGGCGUCUCCUCCUCACUCCUCCCCGCUGUCUUCCUCCUCCUCCUCUUCCUCUCCGGUCUCCAGCUCCCCGGUCCUGUGCCAGGUUUUCCCGGUGAGCAGCCGGACGGGGAUGAUCUCCGCCUUCGUCCAGGCUCCGGUUCAGGUGCAGACUCAGGGGGGGCCCAAACCCAUCCUGCCCCAGUCUCCUUCCAGCUUCGCCCAGCCUCUGCUGGUGGGCUCCGCCGUGCCGCAAGGGACAGUGAUGUUCGUGGUUCCUCAGCCACCCGUGUCCCAGACGCCACAGGGCCCGCAGACUGUCAUGACCCUGGGCAACACCAAGCUCCUCCCCUUGGCCCCGGCUCCGGUUUACAUGCCGUCCGGAGCGAGCGGCGGCGCCUCGCAGGCCGACUUCUCCCGCAGACGAAACUACGUCUGCAACUUCCCCGGCUGCAAGAAGACGUACUUCAAGAGCUCACACCUGAAGGCUCACCUGCGCACGCACACAGGUGAAAAGCCGUUCAGCUGCCACUGGGAGGGCUGCGACAAAAAGUUUGCCCGCUCCGAUGAGCUUUCCCGCCACCGCCGCACGCACACCGGAGAGAAGAAAUUCGUCUGCAACGUGUGCGACCGGCGCUUCAUGCGCAGCGACCACUUAACUAAACACACCCGGCGGCACAUGACAACCAAGAGGACGUCCUCGUGGCCCACCGAAUCCUGUGACCUCAACAAAGUGGCCCUGCCGAAGGGCCAAAACAGAGGCUCCGUGCUUCCUGUCGGCGUGUUGGUCCCCGCAGCCAACUAACAGACUCAGUCAGGAGCCCACAGGGCCAGCUCAGGACCCCGGGGAGGGGGGAGGACGGCCGCCGGCCAGACACUUACAGGCUGAACGAGAUUGGUUGUUUCAAUCAGCUCCAGCAGCCACAUCAGGAGGCUCUUUUCUAUUCUACAAAUCACAUUCAGCUGCUGAACACAGUUUCAGCUCCGGCUACGUUUACAGAAAGACCUCAGAACAAGGUCGUUAAAACAAACGUAUUAAGAAAUUCUGGUUAAGAUGGCCGUCUUAAACAUAUGUCAAACAUGUAACUGUGGCAUGGAAACCAACGACAGCGCUCACUGUCUGACUCUUUAUCUGUUUCUACUGUAUCUGUAUUUAUUUGUAUUUUGCCAACUUCCAUCUGGACUCAGAGCGUCUGGAGGUUUCUCUCACUGGUCUUCACAACAUUAAAAGUUAACAUAAUAUUACAGUUUACACCAGCGCCCCCCUGAGCCUGAAAUUCUCAGUACACGCCAGAAAAUGAAGAUGUUACGUAUGAAAAAUAUAGACACAACUUUACAAAUGUAAGAUUUUUACUCUUAGUGAAGCUAAAUUGUAAAGUUUGGUCAAAGGUGAUGUUUUUAAUCAGCCUCCUUUCAGUGGCCAUUUUAGGACAUCUGAGACUGGGGCUGCCAACUUCCUGUAAUGGAAAUACGAAACGCGGGGGGAGGGGUGGAGGUCUAUAUGACCUCAGACUAAGGAGCUCCGACUACUGUGGACUUAUAACAAAUAUAUGAUUGUUGCAUAAUGCUCAUUUUGUCCAAAACGACGGGUCUCACACCUGCAUUACCCUUCAGUAAUCGACUUAUCUAAAUAUAUAUCAUAAAAAUGGUUGUGAGAAGUCUUAUCCAGGGUCCGCACAAAUAUUUAUUCAAAUCUUUUCCCAGCAGAGAAAAGCAGUAGAAUUACAGAAUAUGGUGACACAUUUACAAACAAAUAUCAUGCUUACCUUGUCUAAUUUUCCAAAAUAGUCCACACAACAAAGAACAAAGCGUGUUCCUUAUCAGCUCGAUACCGAACAUAUCUUUAAGUUUCCAAUCACAGGACAAUUCUGUAUUUUUACAGGAUGGUUGGCAACCCUAUCUCAGACUCAGCUUGUCAGACUAAGCUGGACUUUGACCAGAAUGCUCAAGUUAGCAUAUUAGCAUGCUAACGUUGUUAACAUGUUGUAAAGUGUUGAUGGAGGCUCACAGUCAAGAUACUAACAGGCUGAUAUUUAGUAAACAAAAACAUGCUAAUGUGCCAACAUUAAUAUGUUAAUAUGUGUAUGAUUAGUAUGCUAGCAUGCUAAUGUUAGCAUGUAGCUUGGAAGUCAUUUUUGGAGCUAUCUGUCAUGAGUUGAGAUGUAAGAUAAGUGGGAAAAGUCAGAGGAUCAAAUUCAUCCUCUGGAAAACAUGAAUGUCUUAAAACAAAUUCAUGGCGAUACAUCCAACAGUUAUUUCAUUCUGGGUAAAAAAAUUUCUGACAUACCGAACACGCUACAAGCUACAUUAGCAUCCGGAGAAAUAUUUCUAAUGAGGGUUUUUUUAAAAACUGUCCUUAUUCAAAACUAAACUGGUAGAGCUUGCUAACUAGCUUGGAGAGCUUUAUAAUAAUAAUAACUAUUAAUUUAAUGAAAUGAGAAACAAUCCUGAGAACAAAAUGUCAGAAUUUAAUGGCUCAGUUCGGUUAGCUCGCCAGCUAUAGUUGUUCAUCAACUAUCCCUGUGAGUAUUAACUGCAUCACCAAGCGUCUAGAACAAAAUACCAGCCACAGUUAUUCAAAUUAUUAAGAUUUAAGUGUUUGUUUAACACCUGCAAUUAUCUGAGUUGAGAUAUUCUGAGUUAAAGUCGUGUAGACGUAGCCGGAGCAGCUUGCAGAGGACAGAGCGAGUUUCCCGCCCUGCUCAGGACAUUUUAUUCUCAACAACCACAAACUCACCGGAGGAGGAAGAAGAAGAAGAGGAGGAGGAGGAGGAGGACAGGAAGGCGACAGGCUGCUAUUCAUCCACGGACAGAAACCAACAAAAACCUGACAUUGCACUAGAUUUUUUUAAUCUUGCUUGUUUUUGUACUCUCUCUCCGUGUAUAAUCAUGUUUACUUCAUGUGUAUAUGUCACGUUUAGCAAAUGUAUGCACUCUUUUUAUUUUUUUUGCCAAAGCCUCUGUAUCGUGCUUCUAUUAUUAGCCUACUUCUGUUUGUCUGUGACUGUAAAUAUUGUACAUAUAUUGAUAUCUAUAUGAAUGUUACGUGUAUUCCAAUCUGCAUUUAUUGACAGUACGAGUUAUUGAUAUUUUAAAAAUGUCAGUGGACAGUAUUCCUCACUGUGAUACUACCUACUAUCUUUGCUUUACACAUUAUUAUUAUUAUUUAAUAAACAUUUGUUGAGGAAAAAGUGCUGUUUUUGAUAGCUUGAUUUGGCCCAUAGUGUAGCCAGUAAGAAAAUACCUCAUGUUAUUAAAUGUUAUUCUUAAUAAUAACGGCUUAUAUCGGAAUAAUCCCAUUUCUGAACAUUUGCCUGUAAGCGAUGGUGAAGAGUAUGGCUUUUAUAAUAAAAAUUUACCACGAAAACAAGCUAA